GCCACCAUUUCGCAGGAAGUAGUCGAGAGACUUACCGAGAGUGCCCUUUUCAACGACUACGAAGCGUUGACGUGCGGCAGACUGCGCCACCACUUCCUCGCGUACUGCGGCAUGAAGGGGAUCAGCCUGCUGGGAGCUGAACUGGAAAGGAUUAAAGAAAGAAACGGCUUGAUGAACUGCAAGGAGGAAGC
Messenger RNA from Amoebophrya sp. A120, 191 nucleotides. The record is from the annotation of a GenBank genome assembly. Lineage: Eukaryota; Dinophyceae; Syndiniales; Amoebophryaceae.